CGAAUCCAUUGGCCAAGCGCACAAUAAGAUCACAUCGAGCCAUGGCCAAGGACGAAGGGAAGCUGCACGAGCGGGAGAGCAAGGAAGUCGCGGUCCUCAACGAGCGCAUUGAGCUCGAGACGCCGGCGCGCGGCUCGCAGAUGGACGACGUCGAGUCCUUUGACACGCUGCCGCUCUCCGUGUCGACCAAGAACGGGCUCAAGCGCUGCAAGUUCACCAAGCCCACCAAGAUUCAGAUUGGCGCGAUCCCGCACGCGCUCGCCGGGCGCGACAUCCUCGCUGCGGCGAAGACGGGUUCCGGCAAGACGCUCGCCUUCUUGAUCCCGCUCAUUGAGAAGCUGUAUCGUCUGCGCUGGGACGUGGAAGACGGUCUUGGCGGCCUCGUCAUUUCGCCGACGCGCGAGCUCGCGCUUCAGAUUUUCGAGGUGCUCCGCGGGUUUGCCAAGACGCACACGUUCUCGGCGGGCCUCGUCAUUGGCGGCAAGAAUUUCCAGGAGGAGCAGUACCGCAUCAUCAAGAUGAACAUUCUCAUUGCGACGCCCGGUCGCCUCCUUCAGCACAUGGAACAGACGCCCAACUUUGACCUCUCCAACCUUCAGAUGCUCGUGCUGGACGAAGCUGAUCGCAUCCUCGAUAUGGGUUUCUCGACGCAGCUCUCGAGCAUCAUCGGGUACCUCCCGCCGUCGCGGCAGACGAUGCUCUUUUCGGCGACGCAGACCAAGUCGAUCAAGGACCUCGCGCGCCUGAGUUUGAACGAGCCCGAGUACGUCGCCGUGCACGAAAAGUCGACGACCGCGACGCCGAGCGGCCUCACGCAAAACUACCUCGUGUGCGAAGUCGGCCAGAAGCUCGACGUGCUCUUCGCCUUUAUCAAGUCGCAUCUGAAGCAAAAGACGAUCGUGUUUGCGUCCACGUGUCGCCAAGUGCGCUUUAUCCACGAAGUGCUCUGCAAGAUGCAGCCCGGCGUGCCCCUCAUGGCGCUCCACGGCAAGUACAAGCAGGGGAAGCGCGUCGAUGUGUACUACAACUUUUUGAACAAGCCGGCCGCCGUCAUGUUUGCGACCGACGUUGCUGCCCGAGGUCUCGACUUCCCCAACGUCGACUGGGUCGUGCAGCUCGACGCGCCCGAAGACGUGGCCAACUACAUCCACCGCGUCGGGCGUACCGCGCGCUACAACAAGAACGGCCGCGCGCUCAUGCAGUUGCUGCCGUCCGAAGAAGAAGGUCUCCUGCAAGGUCUCAACGACGCCAAGAUCCCGAUUGCCAAGAUCAAGGUCAACCCGCAAAAGACGGCGAGCACGCAGGGCAAGGUCGCGUCGAUCGUCGCCGCCGACAAGGACCUCAAGCUCAUGGCGCAGAAGGCGUUCAUGUCGUACGUCCGGUCGGUCGUCCUGCAGCCGGCCAAAGACAUCUUCAACGCCGAAGCCAUGGACAUGCAGGCGCUCGCCGCGUCCUACGGCCUUCCCCACGCGCCCCGCAUGCCCUUUCUCAAGGACGCGGUGCAGACGCGCGAGGCCAACCGCGAGAAGAAGAACGUCAACCGCAAGCUCCAGGCGCUCAAGGACAAGAUCAAGGCCGAGAAGCUUCUCAAGCGCCUUGGCAGUGCCAAGCCGCCGACCAAGGCCGACAGCGACGACGAUGCGAGUGAUGACGAUGCGAGUGAUGACGAUGACGAUGCGAGUGAUGACGAUGACGAAGACAGUGACGACGAGUUGCUGGUCGUCAAGCAGCGUCAUGACUGGUCUGGCAAGAGCGGCGACAACGAUGAAGACGAGGACAAGGAGGACGAGGACGAACAACUGCCCGAUUACGAGACGACCAAGGCGGCGCUCAAGAAGAAGCAAAAGAAGAUCCGCGUCGGCGCCGCCGCGCUCAACAAGGUGGUGUUUGACGACGAAGGCAACUCGAUGACGCCGUUCGAGCGCUUCUCCAAGGCGUCGGCGGUCGCCACAAAGGAGCUCUACGAGAACGUCGAGGCCAAGGCCGAGGCUUUUACGCAGCAGGUCGCGGCGCGCCUCCAGCUCAAGGAUGCCGAAGAUCGACAGCUCGAGAAGGAUCGUGUCCGCGCCAAGCACGCCAAGCGCCGCAUGAAGCUCAAGGGCGAGCGCGACGAAGGCAGUGACGAGGACGAGGACGACGGCCCUCGUCUCGCUGGCGCCAGCAGCGACGAAAGCAUGAGCGGCAGCGACAACGACGGCAGUGAUGACGACGAUGAAGAGAACGAGGCGAGCGGCAGCAGCGACGCAGGCGACUUGGAAGAUCAGGAAGCCCUUGCGCUGCAGAUGAUGGCGCGCAAGAAGCGGCGCCUGGCAUAAACUCACACCUUGAUUUAUACACUUGUAUUCCUCCAGCA
This is a messenger RNA of Saprolegnia diclina VS20, 2353 nucleotides long. RefSeq lists its product as hypothetical. NCBI's taxonomy places the organism in Eukaryota, Oomycota, Saprolegniomycetes, Saprolegniales, Saprolegniaceae. Gene Ontology annotation, biological process: rRNA processing. Gene Ontology annotation, cellular component: nucleus. The record is from RefSeq and is a predicted model, not a curated record. The coding region runs from base 42 to 2315 and encodes 757 amino acids. Gene Ontology annotation, molecular function: nucleic acid binding; ATP binding; RNA helicase activity. The transcript has 4 exons.